Messenger RNA from Schizosaccharomyces cryophilus OY26, 1256 nucleotides. RefSeq lists its product as uncharacterized. The coding region runs from base 293 to 1105 and encodes 270 amino acids. The record is from RefSeq and is a predicted model, not a curated record. NCBI's taxonomy places the organism in Eukaryota, Fungi, Ascomycota, Schizosaccharomycetes, Schizosaccharomycetales, Schizosaccharomycetaceae. The transcript has 3 exons.
CUUUCGGUAGCUACUCACACUUCAAUUAAACAAUAAUUUUUUUAUUUCGUUUCCGACUGAUUUGAAACCUCAUUCAUUUAAACUUUGUAUACAGAACUAACAGUUGUUUCCUUCUUGACCUAAUUGAUCUCUUUCUGACCUUCUCUUGUUUACACCUUUGGGAACCUCACUUAUAGAAUAAAAAGGUAUUUGGAACACCUGUGUUUAUUUCAACACCGAAAAAAAAUAAUAUUUAGAAUUGGAAUGGAAUAUUUUCCUUGCUCAUUCUAAUCCGCGUAUCUUUUAGCAUGAAAUGAGUUUAAUCGCUUCCCCCAUUAUGUAUCAUUCCCCUGUAGGAUAUGCCUAUAAACUUUACCUUGAAGGAAACCUUGCUUCCUCUUUACAUGUUUUAGAAAACUAUUUACAAGAAGACUUUUCAAAAGAAGGGAAUAUCAAUUCAGCAUGCAACUUGUAUUUGCGGGUCUCUAGUGAGCUUGGACAUUCAUGGCAGAAAACACAGCAACGGUUGAAACUUGUUUACGAAGGUGCAGUUCCUAGGUCACUAUUAAACGAAUUGGUAAUUACCUAUUGUUUUAACAAAACGUGGGAGUCGAGUGAACAGGUAGCUGAAUUUCUUUCACUGGCCGAGCAAUCAAAGUCUGAGCUUUUCUCAGAUGAUCGAAGAUAUCCAAUAGAGAAGCAGCUUGUGGUAUUAGCCUGUGAAUGGAAGUUAUUUCCUCUUGCUAAAUCGCUUCUCACAGUCCCAUACCAGAAGAAAGAGCAAGAUCUUUUCAACUACAUUUCUGAACAAGAGUUACAACACGAAGUUAACAGAAAUCUAUUAGCAGAAACACAACCUAACAUUGACGCUACUAAAAAGAGUAAUUUUCUGAUAAAAUUCAUAAAAAACCUAACAAGGAUAUACUCACAAAUAAUGCAAAAAGUUGGUUUCUUCAAGAAAGAUUCUACCUGGUUUUCAGGAAACUCAAAAUUUGUGUUCGUCGCUUUCACUUUUAUUGUACUGCUUUUCAAGCUUAAAGCUAUCAUUCGAAGAAUUCGUCGUUCUCAUAUUUCUUGGGAAGGAUUCCAAAGCUUCCUUGAAAAGUUCGCAUUCUUCAUCUCGUGAUCCUAACUCUUGGGUUUCUUUCAAACCAAGGAGUUUUCUUAACACGGCUGGAAUUAAUCGUUUAAGAAAACAAUAUAUUGCACCUUACAUAAUUGUCUUUUAUUCUAAUUCAUUUCUUAAACUUCUACAUACCUAGAUUUGUUUACGGUUU